UCUGCAGAGAACAGCUAUACUUCUUUCAAGACAAUGUUAUUAACAGAUAACACAAAUUAUUUCUUCCAUCUCCCAGUUACCCUUUACAGAUUUUCUUUGAGCACAAAAGGAUAGAAACAUGAUCUUUGAUCACAGUUCAGAUUUCACUUUGUGAACGUACUCGACUCCUAAUGAGAAACGUAUAUUGAGUGUGACUGUAUGUGCGCUGCUCUCUAAAUCAUGUUUCUUUACGGAAGAAGACACAUCAGCUCUGUUUCAGCAUGCUGCUAAUAAGAUAAAUGGAGAGAAAAGAUGCUAAGAAACCAAAGAGCUUGAGAAGUACAGUAUAAACAAAGAAACAUCACCACAGGUCAUAUAUACUAUGGAGGAAGAACUUCUGAUGACUGAAUAUCUGUGUGACUCAUGAGCUAAACAACUGACCAAACAUAUGUCUGAAAUGGUCUUCAGAAUUUCCACUGGCAUGGCUAUCACAAAAUGACGGUAGGCAAUGCAGUUCCUGACAUGAAGAGCACGUGUUCACAUCUGUACAAUAAACUGGUGCCCUUCUGAAGUCUGAAGCAUUGAAAAUUAAAGAUAGAGCUCUGGCAGAAUGAAAACAGUCAGAUUUGCCGAUCCAAUAAGUGUUAUAAGUACAGAGAUUCAAAGGAAACAAGCAAUUAAUGUACGAAAGAGAAGUACAAGCAGGAGUAUGGUGAACGCAGGACCUCACUUGUCAAAGAGAAGUACAAGAGGGAGCAAUGUAAAGCCAGGGCCUCAUCUGUUGUAUCCACUGGAUCUUCUGCAAAAUAAAGCCUUCUUUAGUGCCUUUAGCAGAAUGUUAGAAGAAAUUGGAGGCCUACACCUACAGAAAAAAGUCCAGCAUCUUCAAAAUGUAUGUACAUAUCAUGCAACACAAACAAAAAUUCAAAGGAGUUUGGGGAGUAUUCUAAAUAACGAAACAAAAGAAAAGCAAAGUAUAUUAACGAAGGAGUUAGUAAACAGACUGUAUAAGGAGAUAACUAAAAAGGCCAUGACUUGCUCACCCCUUGAAGACAACAGAACCUCCAUCAGCUUGUCACUGGUUCAUCUGGUUAAGAUGUUCUGGGCUGGUAUUCUUGAGAUAUUGAGAGAAAAUGGAAUGGAGAAUAUUCAGCUAGAAGCCAAUAGCCAGACAAUGUUGGAGUCAGUCAUGCACAUCGCAGUUACCAAGAUGAUUGCAAGAUACCUGAAGAUGAAACCAUAUUCAUUGCCAUUAGAUGUCAAAGCUGAGCCCACAGAUGAAGACAGGGCCUCCUUCCAAAACUCCCUUCAUGCAGCAUCUGAAGGAUGGCCAACUUCACAGAUGCUUCACUUCUGUAAAUAUCUACAGCUGUGUGAGUCUCAAGAAGGAUGGCCCUCAUUAGAAAAUGACCUUUUGUUCUGCCUAGAGGUACAGAAGUUCAAGAAUGCGCACCAUGACAACUGUGAUAGUGGCCUACUGAAGAAGAAAGUGCAGAGCCUCCUGGACUGUUUCUUCAUUUCCUUAAUUGAGCCUCCUCUACAGAUCGAUGUUGAUAAUGACAUAUGGGAGAAAGUCGUAAAAUCUGCAGAAUGCUACCUUAAUGGGGAACAGCAAUCUCCAACUAUGUUUGAUGAGGCCCAAGAAUGUACCUUCACUGAGCUGCUACCCUACUGGACUGGUUUUAGAAGAGCAAAAAUAAAACAAUCUGCUGACUCUUUCCAGAAACUACAAGGGUUAUGGAUUCACUCACUGCUGAAGAAGCAGCCAUCUGCAUUUGAACUUGCUGAGAAACCACAGGAAGUGUUCUACCUGCCUCCAAUCCAAAGAUCUGAAAAAGAAUCCGGACAUCAGACUCAGCAGCAUUGCUACACAUACUCCUUCUCCAUCAGCAGGGGGAUAAUUGUCAAGCAAAAGAGAACAGGAGCAAACAGUGGGAGAAGUAGCAGCAGCAGUGGAAGCUGUAACAGUACACUUGAACACAGACGAACGCCAUCUGGGUCACUGCCUUCAUCUGGUAAUAACAGCAGAUCUGAGAACAGAAACAACUUACAUGGAUCACUGCCAGCAGAAUCUGGUAUCAAAAACAAAACACCUGUGAGCUCAGGGAAAAUGACCUGCUCAUUACCAGCAAUUAAUAGCAGUGGUAUCAGACAUGAGACAAAGGCAUUGUCUAGAUCCCUGUCAACAAUUAGAAGUAGCAAGCAAGAAACUGAUCUAACACCAUAUGGGUCUUUACCAGCAAUCAGUAACAGAAGUCGGCCAGGGAGAAAAAUGAAUAUGUCUGAAUCUCUUCUGCUCCGCCGUUGUGCUGGACUAGAAAACUGAUAAAAUUAUGUAAGGGAUUCAUGGCAACUGCCAAAAAGCUGCAGUACUGGAAGUCUCAAAUACAUUGUCUAAGUGCAAACUGGCAGCCUAGACAUGAUGAUAUAAACAACUCAUGAGUGAAGAAUCAGAUGCUAUAGAACAGUUUUAUUAGUAUCUAGUAAAUGCUGUAGUCCAAAUAUUUGAUAUUUAUACUGACAGAUUUCUGAAAGUCAGCCUAUACUGCUAGCUGUUAAAACUUUUAUAUGAACUUUAUAACCCAUUUCAUUCCUUUCUUAAAUCCACUCUUGCUAUAUUCCUUUACUGCCAAAGCUGAUUUUGCUGAGUAUCCCUGCCAUGCAAUAUCAGAGAAUAACUUACCCUCUCAAAGUGUUUAAUAACCCUAAGGCAAGACCUUACUUCUCAGGCACAGUGCUACUGCUUAAGUGACGAGCAACUUCCUACUGUCUGUAGGAAAAUACAUAGUACGAUCACUACAGGUUCACAGACAGUUUGAGAGUGAAUCGUUGAGUACUGUUUUGAAUGAACAUUUCAUGUUUUAAGUGUUGGUAUUUUUGUUUUUUUUGACUGUUUGAUUGCAAUAAGUAGCCUACAUGUUUUUAGGGCUGUUUGAUUCAUAACAAGUAGCCUGUAUGUGCUUUCCUCUAGACAUUGCUAUAGCUACAUAAUAUUAAUAGUCCAGUAAUUCUUGUUAAGUGCAGGUAUUCUUUGUGAUGGCUUUCUUUCUUUGCAUUUAUACUCAUGUUGAUACUGUUUUCUGCACUAAUUUAGCUGUGUAUUUUUUAGGUUCCACUGGUAUACAAUUAUUGUUUGCUCUAUAUAGCUUUAUUGUGGUUGAAAAAGAGGCUAUAUGUUGUCCAAUCUACCUAGCUGCUCAAAAUUAAAUCCAUAUCUCACUACACAGCUUCUGCACACACCCAGAAAAAUAAAUACACCAUGCAUAAGUAGUAGCUAAUUAUGCCCUGCCCUUGCACAUAGGUAUACCAAAUAUGCCAAGUAGAAUUCUCUUUUUGUUUUCUUAAGAAAUUUGUCUUGCCUCCUCUGAUUGUAUUUUCUAUCUUUACAACAGCUGUGAACAUCUUCUGCCUUACAGCUUUGUUUUCACAUG
This is a messenger RNA of Protopterus annectens (West African lungfish), 3410 nucleotides long. RefSeq lists its product as uncharacterized. The coding region runs from base 590 to 2305 and encodes 571 amino acids. The record is from RefSeq and is a predicted model, not a curated record. Gene Ontology annotation, biological process: regulation of signal transduction. Gene Ontology annotation, molecular function: G-protein alpha-subunit binding. The transcript is spliced from 6 exons. NCBI's taxonomy places the organism in Eukaryota, Metazoa, Chordata, Ceratodontiformes, Protopteridae.